AAUUACACAUGUCCACUUUAUAGUAUGUGAGGGAAAUCAUUAGUAAGCAGAUCUCGACUUUAUCAAAUCAAAGUGGAGAGGAUAAAAAAGCAUUGGGUAAGGGUUAAACUUAUUUAAUUAGAAUCUGAACCAUACCACAAUUUGCAAAAGUCAAGUGUGUUAUUAGAAUCUAGGUGUUUCAAUGACCCUUAAUUAUAGGACAAGAAAUGUAGACAAAUUCUAUCCAAAUUGAUAUACUUGAUCAAUUAGGUAUGUUGCAAUAGUGUUACCUCUAUGAUAGGGUGAGAAAUUCAAUGACCAAGAAUCUUUGAGUCUAUUUUUUGGAAUCACCAAGCUCUUCUCUUCAAAUAAUGUGGAUUUGAGGAGAAUGAUCUAUUUGAUGAUUAAGGUAAUUAGUAAGCUUUAUAAAUUGUAGGAAUUCAAAGAUGAGAACUCUAUGUAUGUAGUAAUCAGUUGUUUAGCCAAAGACAUUACUUCCAAGAAUGAUCUCUUUAGAAUUAAUGCCCUACGUACACUUCCCUACGUUCUUGAUCAAUCCAACUUGGUUUAAUUGGAUAGAUAUUUAAAAAAUGUAUUGACAUUGUUAUACCCAUCAAGGCAAUCCUCGAGAAGAGUUAACCAAUUUCAAGUGCUGCUUUGAUAGCUGGUCUAUAGAUUUUCAGAAUCAGUCCCGAUUUCAUUAGAAAGUGGACCAAUGAAGUGGCUGACAGACUCAAUUCCAAAUAUCCUCAAAAUAGUUUCCAUGCCUUAUUGUUACUACAUGAAAUCAAAAGCAACGACAAAGUCACAUUCACUAAAAUCCUCACUGGAUUAACCAAAGAAACCCUUGUACCCAUUGCCAACAUGCAAGUUAUUAGGUUCAUAAGAGAAAUCCUCAAUACUGAUGAAUUAGAUUAGCAAUAUGAAAAAGUACGUCUCUCCAAUAAUCUACUUAGUUGUUCAUUGAAUAUCUCUAAAGACAAAUACACAAGUCAUAAGAAAUUGUGAUUUUUGAAGCUUGCAAAGCACUAUGUGAUUUGAAAUCCCUCUCAAACAAGGAUCUUUAACCUAUGGUCUAAAUUGUGACUGUCUUCUUGCAAUCAAGCAAUGUGAUCAAUAAGUUUGUGGCACUCAAAAUAUUAAACAGAUUAAUCUCAAAUCCUAUUAGAAGAUCCCUUAUCACACCCCAACAAAUUGAACCACUAAUCCAGGAUUCCAAUAAAUCAUUGUCUUCCUUGGCUGUCUCCAUAUUGUUGAAAGUCUGUUAAGAAACGAAUAUCGAGAGACUCUUAAAUUAAAUUUAUGAAUACCUAAACGACAUGAGUGAUGAAUUCAAAAUAGAUGUCCUCAGAAGUGUGAAAGCACUAGCAAAGAACUCCCCUGCCAAAUGGAAACCUAUUAUUAGUUUCCUUCAACAAACCUUCAAAUGCGAGGCCUCCUAAGAAUUUAAGAAGUAUUCAAUUGAGAUCUUUGAAUUCAUUAUACACGAGAUCCCAGAAGCUAGAGAAAAUGCUAUUAUGGCUUUGGCCGAUUACAUUGAGGAUUGCUAAUAAAGUGCAUUAUAAUUGAGUGUAUUGAGCAUUCUCAAUAGAGAAGCUUCAAAAAAACAAUGCCCCACAAGAGUGAUUAGGAUUGUAAACAACAGACUACAUCUUGAAGAUGCUGAAAUCAGAGCUGCAGCAGUUGGUGUACUAGGCAAAUUCCUACUUAACUAUCCUAAUGAAAAGGCUAGCCUUCUUGAAUUAUUACAAGCUGCUGCCUAGGAUCCUGAUGAAGAAGUUAGAAAUCGUUCUCGAUUCUAUGUUAGUGAAUCAGCAGCACCCAAAGAAGAAAAUCCUCCAUUGUCAAUAGAAGAAUUAGAUGCAAUUGAAGCCUAUUUGCAAUAAAACAUUCAAGAAAUCUAGCAAUCUAAUGAAGAAGUAUUGCAAUUAGAUAAGAUUUUGGCAUAUGCUGAAUAAAAUAAGGGAAAGAUAAAGAAGACUGAGGUGUUACAAGAAUUAGUGGAAGAAGAAUUAAUUUAGACUCAUGAAUCUGAAUCUGGAUUUGAAACCUAUAAGAAAUUAUUCAAAGAGAGCACAAUCUUCUGUGAUUAUGGAGUACUAAGAAAAUCAUCAAGGGCAUAAAAUCUGACUGAUUCUAAAUGCGAAUACUUAGUAACAGUGGUCAAACACUUUUUUGAUAAUCAUAUAAUUUUGGAGUAUAAGGUAAAGAACACAUUAGACAAUGUUACGUUGACUGAUGUCUCUUUGGAAUUGACAAUAAAGAAUGUAAAUCUUCAAUUCGAAAGAAUUGUGCCUGCAAAAUCAAUUCAACCACAAUGUGCAUCUAAUAUAUUGGUUGGAUUGUAAUUCAAUCCCAAUUUGAGAUUAGUGUCAUCUAACAUUCAAAGCAUCUUGACCUUUACAGUGAAUGAAAAUAGUACUACUUAUUAAGACGAAUAUUAGACUGAAGACUUCAUCAUAACUUACAGUGACUUCUUCUUACCUAUUUAAUGGUUUAAGUAAGAUUAAUAUCACUAUAAAAUAGAAAAUUCCAAACUGAAUGGGAAUCUCUUAAAUCACAAGAAAUGUCAGCUACAUAUUAGUUAGAUUAUAAGAAUACUGAUAUUGCAAUAAAGGAGUUAGUGAAGCAUUUCGGUAUGAAUUUAUGAUUUAGACAAUUAGGAUUUUAAGUUUGUGAUAAUUCUGAUUAAAUAUAGCCUUAAAAUAAGUUUCAUACUUUAUUAUUGUCAGGCAAAUAUUUGGAUGCCAAGAAUGCACUAGUGAUAUGUUAGAUAGGAUUUUAAUAGAAUAUAGGAUGUGUGUUAAAAAUAAAGUGUAAAUCUGAAGAUGAUAAUUUAAGUACAAACAUUGUAGAAACCCUUGGUUGAUAUUAUAUUAAAUACAUUUAAUAAGGUAUAG
Molecule: messenger RNA, 2879 nt
Organism: Paramecium octaurelia
Lineage: Eukaryota; Ciliophora; Oligohymenophorea; Peniculida; Parameciidae
Source: the annotation of a GenBank genome assembly